Ostreococcus tauri is the source of this 1977-nucleotide messenger RNA. Its product is annotated as Bromodomain. The transcript has a single exon. The record is from RefSeq and is a predicted model, not a curated record. Gene Ontology annotation, molecular function: protein binding. Bases 1 to 1977 code for a protein of 658 amino acids. NCBI's taxonomy places the organism in Eukaryota, Viridiplantae, Chlorophyta, Mamiellophyceae, Mamiellales, Bathycoccaceae.
AUGGACCCGGGCGCGCGCGUCGACGGUGACCUCGAUAGCGCGAAGACGGCGAUCGGGACGAGGGGUGAGGGGUCGAUGGCGCGACGAGACGCGCGCGCGGUGGAGGGAGGUUCGGCGAAUGACGCUCGGCGGCUCGCCGCGGACGCGGCGGGCGGUGGGACGGACGCGCGCGCGCGGACGCUGCAUGCGGUGCGCGAAGGGAAAUCGACGCGCGUGAAACGUCCGAGCGAACGGGGGGAGGCGUGGGCGAAACGAGCGAAGACUGGGGGACGCGCGAGCGCGUCGGCGGAGGCGCGGGACGGAGCGAAGGCGGGAUGGUUGAGACCGCCGACGAAGCGGGGGGAGAUGUUUCUCGGGCCGACGCAGGUGGCGAAGCUCGCGGGGAAGUUGCCGUACGGGUGUGAGUUCGCUGGAAUGGACGGGCCGAUCGCGCACGUCUCCCGAGACGGCGCGUUGUACGGGAACAGCGAGGAGGAACUUCGGAGAUGGCAGGCGCACAACGUGAGCACGCUGGGUGUGGUGGACGAUUUCGUGCCAGAUUUCGGUCUCGGGGACGGUGUCAUCGGUGUGACGAGCAAGAAGAGGGGUAAGAAGAAGGCUGGGGGGGGGAUGAUGAUGCCAGUGCCGUUGACGGUGGACCCGUUCGCGGGUUUGAUGACGGGGCUGCUCGUGCAACCUCCGUCUCGUCCAUCGUCUCGAGGACCGGCGACGCAGAGCAAGCGAGCGAUGGCAGAAGAGCGGGCGCAGAAAAUGGAGCUGCGCAAACGCCUCACAGAGCUCGACCAUUUGUUGAACACCCUGACUGUGCGAGCGUAUGCGUUGACGGAGCAACGAGACGAACUGAGCUUGAUUUCGCAGCGAGCGAACGCCGCUCUGAGUGAGAUCGAUUCCAAGAGGAAGGCCACAUCGGUGUCCAGGGGGAUCUCAGCGAUGCGCCAAAAGCUGGGUUGCAAGCCAGAUACGCAGGUUGGGUUCGAUACGCUUCGUUAUCGAGCGCUGCUGGAAGUUGUCCACAAGCAGUGCCUGACGUCCGUGCGACAACUAAUCGCGCACAAGUGGGGGUUUCCGUUCGCCGCGCCCGUGGACCCAGACGCACUUGAUCUACCGACGUAUCGUGAGAUCAUCAAAGAGCCCAUGGAUCUCGGAACGGUUAAGAAUUUGAUCGAGAACGGAGGCAAGUACGUCAAGGCUGAGGAAGUCGACGCCGACGUUCGCCUCACCUUUGCAAACGCCAUGAAGUUCAAUGCCGAGGGUACGGACGUGCACGCGAUGGCGAAGGAACUAUUAGUGGAGUGGGAGACGAGAUGGGCGACCAUCCAGCAAAGGAUCGCCGACGUCGAGGCAUGCUGCGUCAUCGAGCGCAAAGCCGCUGAGGCGAAGAACGAGGCGGCGAGUCGCCGCGCGGACGUAGUCAGUAAAGAGAAGGAGUGUUCGAAGGCGUCUGAGGCGAUCGAUCUGGUGAAUAUACAGCUCGGGGAGGUACAAAACCAAGUGCUCGCUCUCAUGCGUCCGUUAGAACGCGACGACCGACUCAACCUGGCUUCCGAGUUGCGUAGUUUGCCCGAGGGCCUACGAGUCGGCGCCCGAGAAAUCAUCGCCGCAAACACGACCGGAUGGAAACCUGCGGCGCACUUGGAAGACGUCGACGCGCACAACGACCUUACGAUUCACCUCCUGGCGCGUUACACGAAGACCAUGAAUAGGAAUAGAUUAGCCAUAAACGCUGGUUGGUGCGGCGUCGGCGCGCCCAAGCAUCUACUCGCGAGGUUCAAGGAGGAGCCGAUGGACGCAUCAGGGGACACGGCGAUGGCGAAUUUCAUGAUCGGUCAUCCGAUUGACGAGGUGACGAGCGAAGUGGGUCUCCGCUCGAUUGACGCCAUGCCGGACGAGUUAGACUUCGAUCCCGUCGCUUUUGACGACCUCCUCGGCGACGUUUCCGUGGACGUCGAUGGGAUGGACAUUGGAUUCGACCUCUGA